AUACAUCACUAUUAUUUUUCUUCCCCUAGUUACUAGUUAGUUUAUUCACAUCUGUAUCUCCCGAGAGACGCGGUCGCCGGGUAACUUCAACGUUAGCUUAAGUUAUUUCCAUUUGAGACGAGUUCACGGGUGGAGGAAACGAGGCAGGAUGUACCAUGAAGAAACCGCAGCGUUACACAGGCCACGCUAUGGAACCAUUCAGGAUGAUGAGAGGUUGUCAGCAGAAGAGAUGGAUGAGAGGAGGCGGCAGAACAUCGCCUACGAGUACCUGUGUCACCUAGAAGAAGCCAAACGAUGGAUGGAGGCCUGCUUAGAGGAGGACUUGCCGCCUACCACAGAACUGGAGGAAGGACUUAGGAAUGGGGUCUACCUUGGCAAGCUCGCCAAUUUUUUUGCACCAAAAAUGGUUUCAGAGAAAAGGAUCUAUGACCGAGAUCAGUCCCGUUAUAAGAGUAAAGGACUGCACUUCAGACACACUGACAACACAGUGCAGUGGCUCAGAGCCAUGGAGUCAGUGGGCCUCCCUAAGAUAUUCUAUCCUGAGACGACAGAUGUGUACGAUCGCAAAAACAUGCCCAAGGUGGUAUACUGCAUACAUGCAUUGAGCUUGUACUUGUACAAACUGGGAAUUGCACCACAGAUUCAAGACCUUCUAGGGAAAGUGGACUUCACAGAGGAAGAGAUCAGUAACAUGAGGAGUGAACUGGAAAAGUAUGGCAUUCAGAUGCCAGCUUUCAGUAAAAUUGGAGGUAUCCUGGCCAAUGAGCUGUCGGUUGAUGAAGCUGCCUUACAUGCUGCUGUGAUUGCCAUCAAUGAAGCGGUUGAUAGAGGUCAAGCAUCUGUCACAAUGGGAGCCAUGAACAAUCCUAACGCAAUGCUGAGGAACACACAGGAACCUCUGGCCCAAGAAUAUCAGGACACACUGAGUCAGACCAAGUCUCGCAAGCGGGAUCAGUCCUCAGGGAGGGUGAGAAGACAAACACUUCAGUGAUCUCUUGGAGCUUUUUCCUUUUUAUUUAGUAUUUUAGCUGCAGGGCUAGCUCUACACUGGAGUCUUAAUGCUUUAAAAUGUAGCUGCAUGCUAGAAUAGACUGGACUGCUGAGUCAUAAAACAAACAGGUUGUGCUGUAUCAGAGACUCAAUUCUGAUUGCUUACCAGCAUACACUGAGGCAAAGGAAAACUUUGGGAAAACGUCAUCUUGGGGGGGAUGAUGUUUUUUUUAUUAUUUUUUA
Messenger RNA from Neolamprologus brichardi, 1233 nucleotides. Lineage: Eukaryota; Metazoa; Chordata; Actinopteri; Cichliformes; Cichlidae. The record is from RefSeq and is a predicted model, not a curated record.